Molecule: messenger RNA, 1350 nt
Organism: Arabis nemorensis
Lineage: Eukaryota; Viridiplantae; Streptophyta; Magnoliopsida; Brassicales; Brassicaceae
Source: the annotation of a GenBank genome assembly
AUGGGGUCCUGUUUAUCAUCAGGAGGAAGGAGGAGAUCUCUCCAUGGAUCUUCUCAUGCUCAUUGUUCAAGGAGGAGGAGAAAGAGUUCCAAGAGGAGACCAAGGUCUUGUACUUCUUCUUUCGACAGCAUUGGUGAAGAUGAGCCACUUCUCCACAGGAUCCCUGGAAGGAUGUUCUUGAAUGGCUCUACCGACACUGCCUCCCUCUUCUCUCAACAAGGCAAGAAAGGUCCUAAUCAAGACGCCAUGAUUUUCUGGGAGAAUUUCGGGUCUAUGGCGGACGCGGUUUUUUGUGGUGUUUUUGAUGGACAUGGUCCAAAUGGUCACAUUGUGGCAAAGAGAGUGAGGGAUUUGCUUCCACUCAAAUUGGGGUCGCAUUUGGAGUCUUACGUUUCCUGCGAGGAAGUACUUAAAGAGAUCAGCAUCAACACUUGUGAUAGAAAGAUCUCGGAAAAUCUUGUGCAUAUAUCUGCCGGUGGAGAAUCCCGAGUCUACAAUAAGGAUACCGUAAAGGAUCAGGAUAUGAUUCAAACACUAUUAUCCUCAAUUGUGAAAGCUUACAGAUUUAUGGACAAGGAAUUGAAGAUGCAAAAGGAUGUUGAUUGUUUUUGCAGUGGAACAACUGCAGUAACCAUGGUCAAGCAGGGUCAACAUCUUGUUGUCGGAAAUAUUGGGGAUUCAAGAGCACUAUUGGGUACGAGGAACAAAGACAAUAAACUCGUUCCUUUUCAAUUAACUGAAGAUCUCAAACCAGAUGUUCCAGCGGAAGCAGAAAGGAUAAGGAAAUGCAGAGGACGUAUAUUUGCUCUUCAAGAUGAGCCGGGGGUUUCCCGCCUCUGGCUUCCUAACCACAACUCACCUGGUCUAGCCAUGGCACGUGCUUUUGGAGAUUUUUGCCUCAAGGACUUCGGUCUCAUUUCUGUGCCUGAUGUGUCCUACCGACUUCUCACUGAGAAGGAUGAAUUUGUUGUCUUGGCAACUGACGGGAUUUGGGAUGCAUUGACGAAUGAAGAGGUUGUAGAGAUUGUAGCGAAAGCCCCAACACGUUCCUCAGCUAGCCGAGCCUUGGUGGAAGCUGCAGUGCGGAAUUGGAGAUGGAAGUUCCCGACUUCAAAAGUCGAUGACUGUGCUGUAGUUUGCCUCUUUUUUGAUUCCGAGCCAGACUACAAACCCUCAACUGCCUCUUUCUCAGAGGACAAAAAGAUCAACAACAAUGGGGUUACUGAACCGGAACCAGACACAGCAUCAACAUCAACUCCUGACUCAGGUCUCGGAUCGCCUGAGCUCAUCAGAGUAAACAGAAUCGACACACUUGUGAAUCUCCCGGUAUAUGUGCCGACCAAAGAGUAG